GGGGGAGGGAGGGAUGGAAGAAAGUUAAAAAUCCAUAUACACCAAAGUACAAAAAACCAAAAAAAGUCUAUUUCUCUACUUGAGAUUGCUUAUUGAAACUAAUUUUGUAUGUUUAGAAGCCAAAAAGAGAAAAGGUAGCAUAGGGCUCAUUCAGAAAAUGACAAAAAAGGGACAAUUAAACACAUUUGGUUAUUUAAAAGAGAGCAUCAAUCUCUUGAAAAGUGACACUUCCUAUGAUCUCUCACAAGACUGUAAACAAGUUCAACAAAGUCAUCAUUAUCUUUUCCGGGUCGGGUAUUCAUUUGGAAGCGGACCGAAAAUAUCAUAAUCAUUAUAUUGACCCCCAACUUUCUUGCUUUACGAUUAUCAAAAUAACAGGAGGUGCGGAAUCACAAAACAAGUAUACAGAUAUGUCCAUGUAGAACCUCCUCUUACUCUUGAAGCAUUAUUACAAUGGCUGCCAUCAAAGCUCACGAACUCCGCAACAAGAACAAGGCUGAACUUCUCAAGGUCCUUGAUGAACAAAAGCAACAACUUGCUGCUAUCCGUGUUCAAAAGGUCGCCGGUGGUAGAGUUCAAGAAAUUGGUGAAGCUCGUAAGAACGUUGCCCGUGUUUUGACUGUCAUCAACCAAACUCAACGUGAACAACUUCGUCUUUUCUACCAAAAGAAGCGUUUCACUCCUCUUGAUCUUCGUGUCAAGAAGACCCGUGCUAUGCGCAGAGCUUUGACUCCUUUUGAAAAGUCCAAGAAGACUGUCCGUCAACAAAAGAAGGAAGCUCACUUCCCUAUCCGCAAGUACGCUGUCAAGGCUUAAUUUCUUCACAAUAAACCUUACUUGCCCUCACAUGCUUAAAUAAGUAUCUAUGUACAUUCACCAUUUUGAGACAGAAAGAGUUGUUUCAUUGUCUUUGUUCGUUUGGGUCUUUUGUUUUGUGUUUU
Gilbertella persicaria is the source of this 941-nucleotide messenger RNA. RefSeq lists its product as uncharacterized. Gene Ontology annotation, biological process: translation; maturation of LSU-rRNA from tricistronic rRNA transcript (SSU-rRNA, 5.8S rRNA, LSU-rRNA). Lineage: Eukaryota; Fungi; Mucoromycota; Mucoromycetes; Mucorales; Choanephoraceae. The transcript is spliced from 3 exons. Gene Ontology annotation, cellular component: cytosolic large ribosomal subunit; ribosome. The record is from RefSeq and is a predicted model, not a curated record. Bases 454 to 816 code for a protein of 120 amino acids. Gene Ontology annotation, molecular function: mRNA binding; structural constituent of ribosome.